Messenger RNA from Arabidopsis thaliana (thale cress), 1306 nucleotides. RefSeq names its product nucleic acid/zinc ion-binding protein. The transcript has a single exon. The record is from RefSeq and is marked reviewed. Bases 81 to 548 code for a protein of 155 amino acids. NCBI's taxonomy places the organism in Eukaryota, Viridiplantae, Streptophyta, Magnoliopsida, Brassicales, Brassicaceae.
UGGCUGAGUGUUCUCGAGUUGUAUCAAAGAUAGGAUCGAGCGCUACGGUUACUGAUGUUGGCCUUGUAGGGAUAGCCAUUAUGCCGGAGAGGAUUAUUCGGGAGGAUGUAAAGAUAGGGGAUGGGAUGAUGAUCGAUUCGGAUAGUCAGGAUGAUUGUGUGACCAAGGCAGUGAGAACGGUGGAGCAGAAGCUGACUACGGAGGAACAUGAGAUUGUGAUGGUCUAUGAUUAUGUGAGUGGUUCCUCAGGCAGUUCUAGCACGCCAUCCUUUACUCUUACUCCGUAUUCACCGAUAUCCUAUGAGUCAGAUCAGGAGGAUUAUGAGGAUCCACCGAUUUCUCCAUACAUUUCGGAGGCUGUCGUUCAUUCUCCCGAUAGCACUUUUGCACUGUUAUGGGAGGGCACGUCCCCCAUACUCCAUUUUGCGGCUGACAUGAGGGCUGACGCUAUUCCGUCAGUUGGUGACGGCACCACGUCAGGUAUACAUAUACCAUACUGCUUUAUAUAUGGCGAAGAUGGACGUUACCCGCAGGAUUGUCGGUUCUAGACAGAGUACAUGUCCAUGACCGUUGUCUGUCUCUAUUGUUGUGAGUACGGACACUAUGCUGCUACAUGUAUGUUGUUGAGAGAUUAUGCUCAGAUUCCUGCACCAACCCAUAGUCCCCCGUCUCACGCAAUUAGUCCAUCAUCCCCACCGAUUCCCGCUACCAAUGAUGAUCUUUUCUUGGAUGUACCUGUUCCAGGUGUAGUUUAGGGUUACCGUGAUUCCCUUAGGAGUCCUAACUUUAGUAAAUAUUAGGAAACUAACCCCUUUUUUGAUGUAUAGCGGCGGCUACAGGAGAGCCAAUAGUAACCUUCGUUACAAUGUGAUAUCUUUUUGAUGAUGUCUGUAGGCUUGAAUAAGUGGGUGUGUACGAUAGUCAAAACCACCUCUUUUCCACUUAUGGUUGUUAACUUUUGUUAUGUUAUAUUAUGUUUAUACAAAUGUUGUUUUGUGUGAUUGCUUGAUUUACUUUCAAGUUAUUAAUGCGUUUAUAUGUGUUUGUUUCGUUUCGUACUUAACCAAGUAUCAAAUCCUUGAAGCCUUGCCCAAAGAAGUUAGAAAGUCUAGAAAACGGGAAGACCAUUUCAAAAGAGUUAGGAAAGAACCAUAAAAGUUAGGAUGGAACCUUAGGAUUCGUAGACCAAACCUAGUAGUAUUAGGAAGCCGAGAAGUUAAAGUCGUUAGCUAACCGUAUGAGGUGACGCUAAAAAAAAGUUUUCACAAACAAAGAAAAGAGAGAGAUGGAGUCUGUUAGUUUAAAG